GCAGGACUGCUCCAUCCUUGCAGUGACACCAUGGAUCUGUGUUACAACCACACAAGCUCUCAAAAAAGGAUGGACUUUCACCUGCAGCUGCUGGUCGGGUUCUUCCUCGUCAUCCUCAUCGUGAUCACUCUCUGUGGUAACAUCAUUGUCUGCCUGGCCAUCACCCUUGACCGCCGGCUCCGGAGCUUGACAAACUGCUUCAUUGUCUCCUUGGCCAUCACAGAUCUACUGCUGGGCCUUCUGGUGCUGCCAUUCUCCGCUUUCUAUGAACUCGCCAGGGAGUGGCCCUUUGGCAGCAUUUUGUGCAACAUCUACACCAGCCUGGACGUCAUGCUGUGCACAGCCUCCAUCCUCAACCUCUUCAUGAUCAGCCUGGAUCGCUACUUUGCUGUCACCACCCCGCUCCGCUACUGCCAGGUGGUCACUCCCUCUCGGGUGGCCGUGGGUUUGGUUGUUAUUUGGACCGUUUCACUGAUGGUCUCCUUCCUACCCAUCCACCUGGGCUGGAACACCAACGGGACAGCAGUGCAAAACACAGAGCCCACCUGCAACACGGAGUGCACGCUGGCGGUGAAUCCUGUGUACGGGUUAGUGGAUGCCUUGCUCACCUUCUACAUCCCUUUGGUCAUCAUGUGCAUCACCUACUACCGGAUACUCAAGAUAGCAAGGGAGCAAGCCAAGAGGAUAAACCACACGUGGGGCAACACACCCAUGCCACCCAUGGUGAAAGAGCACAAAGCCACCGUGACCCUGGCAGUGGUGCUGGGAGCGUUCAUCGUGUGCUGGUUCCCCUAUUUCACUGUGUUCACCUACCGGGGGGUGUGGGGGGACAGCAGGGUCAAAGGCACACCCAUGUCCAUUGUUCUCUGGCUGGGCUAUGCCAACUCAGCCCUGAACCCCAUCCUCUAUGGGACAUUCAACAGGGAUUUCCGACUGGCAUACCAGCACUUGCUGCACUGCUGGAGGACGGGACAUUCCAGGAACUCCCACCUGCCUCCCCUCCAGAAGGCCCAACCCAGGGGCAGGCAGGAGGGUAAACCCUUGAAACUGGAGGUGAGGAACGAGAAGGGGACCCUGCUUGCUGAUGGAGCUCUCAAGAGCACUGGAGCUUUUCUGUGA
This is a messenger RNA of Cinclus cinclus, 1119 nucleotides long. It is a transcript of the gene HRH2, whose product is annotated as histamine receptor H2. Gene Ontology annotation, cellular component: membrane; dendrite. NCBI's taxonomy places the organism in Eukaryota, Metazoa, Chordata, Aves, Passeriformes, Cinclidae. Gene Ontology annotation, molecular function: G protein-coupled serotonin receptor activity; histamine receptor activity; neurotransmitter receptor activity. Bases 31 to 1119 code for a protein of 362 amino acids. The record is from RefSeq and is a predicted model, not a curated record. Gene Ontology annotation, biological process: gastric acid secretion; chemical synaptic transmission; G protein-coupled receptor signaling pathway, coupled to cyclic nucleotide second messenger. The transcript is spliced from 2 exons.